Messenger RNA from Echinostoma caproni, 3870 nucleotides. Lineage: Eukaryota; Metazoa; Platyhelminthes; Trematoda; Plagiorchiida; Echinostomatidae. The record is from the annotation of a GenBank genome assembly.
AUGAUUCCCGAAGAAUUCACAGUCCCUGUCUCGGAGGAGUCUGUUGUUCCUGGCGCACCGUCUUCUAGUGGAGACAUGCCAUCUACAGCAGGCAAUGGUGCUGCUGCUGUUUGUUUGGCUGAAGUGACUUCUCGGCUCCAGGCUUUAAGUGGUCUAUUUUCUUCAGCUGCAAUGUCCUCGCUGGUCUCUUCGGCUGGUUGCACUCUUAAUCCCAGUGCCUUUCCUCAGCUCACACCAACCAAACCAUUUUCUCCACCGGUUGAGCCGCAACCAUCACUUCUUUCCCCGGUCCGUGAUCUCCAGACGUUGGAAAAGCCUAUUGAACCGACCGAGUCACUUGGUGUUAGCGUGACUGGUCACAAUUCCCGAUCCAGCAGCAGUGGUGCUUGUUUGUUUCCUACCCUUGACACAGACUCUAGUUUGUCAAUUGAUCAGCUAAAAUCAGACAUAGAAGCCCAAGCGGAUGAGUAUGUGCAGUUGUAUUUCAACGAAGCUGCCUUCUUAUCCGCCUACGUGAAAAAUGGAAAACUUAAUGCCACCGGUAGACCGUUACACCAAAAAGAAUUGUCAUCUGUAUUGGAAAAAAUGCGUCAGUUUGCCCACUAUCGUGUUCCCAUUCUCGGUCGGGCGAAUCAGCGUCGAGUAGCUGGCUGUCCGGAGUGUUUGAAACCUUUCAAUCAUGGAUUCACCGAUUUGAAAAAGCAUCUUCUCGUCACACAUCUGGGUCUUAGACGAGACAUCAUCCGAUUCGCGAUCGAGUUUACUCAUUCAGGUCGUAGUAUCUGCAGCACCGGUAGUGCAGUUGGAGCAGCAUUGAAACAAACAGAUGGUGAUUCCGGUAUUGCACGAAAUUCCAAGUACUCGUUUACGACGCGGGCGUCCAGAACCCAGGUGAUUAAAAACUUCAAAAAGCGUGCAUUCACCUUCUCCAGCUUGCAUAAUUCUAGUGUUCGACGUAUUCCCGGAUUCACACAACCAAAUGCAAAGGAAAAUCGCAUAUCAAAAACUCACUCUCCUAUCCCAUUGGCUACAGUGACUCCAGAUGGUUUACCCACACUGGUCAGUUCCCCAUCGUCAUCAUACACGGGUAGUGCACCGGUUCAUCGUAUCAUACCCGGUACAGGAAUCUCAGAUCGUUUUGAGGAUUUGAAGUCUCUCGACGAGGUAGCUCGUGAAGCCCCUGCCGGUCGCGGGGGAAUCAUUCCUUUAGAUGAACACGACCGACCGGUCGGAGCAGCAGUCAUUGCGGCUAAUCAGCCUCAGUCGACAGAAAUGAAUGGCACUACAGAAUUGUUUCUUCCGAAGGUUGGUAAACAACGCAUUCAAUUGGCUUAUUCAUAUCCGGUGUUUAAACGCCUCCUUGAAGCAUACCAGGUUCCUAUGGCUGAACGAAUACAGCUAGUGAACCGUAUGAAUCAUUAUGCUCGUCAGUAUGUGAUCAUGGAACUCCUGGUACCCGGUGGUGCACAGAAGCGAUUUUCUUGUCCCACCUGUUUGUACACUUCGGUCCACUCACUAGCCGACAUUCGCAAACAUAUUAUGGGAUCCCAUUGUGGAAUUUCAACUAAACGAUUUAGACUUUGCUUGCGUGCCUCACGUCACGAUAUCACCACAUACCGAUUACACACGGACGAACGGAUGAUUCGGUUUGUUGAAGACCAUCGUAGACGUCAAAUUCAAGGAGCCAGUGAGACUAAGACCAGUGCUGCUGAUGACAGCCGCCGUUCUAGUGUUACAGAUAAUCAUCUCAAUCAUAGCACAGACCGACUGCGGGAAACGUUGGCGAAUGGAGGUGUCACGGAAAUGAAAAAUGGUGAUCGUUCAUCCGGACCCAUCAGUAUGAAUUUGCAGGAGGAACAACUGGAGACCGACACAAUAGAAGCCGAUCCGUACACAGAAGAAUAUGAUGAAGAACAGUCCGAGAUCUUAGAUGCCUCUGAUCGCGAAUGUGAUCGCCGCUUCUUGAAAGCAGCCAGUCGUUCACCGUCUCCCGCCGCAGACACACCCGCUACGAGUAUGAAUGAUAUUUUGAACACACACACCGAUGACUCGGAACGACAACCAGGCGAAGUGCACCGAAAGAUCGAGUUACCCUUCUCCCCGCACGUACUUCGGCUACUUAUGAAACGUGAAGGAUUAAGCGAUCAAUACGACGAUAUUCUGGAACGGAUGAACUAUUAUAAUCGACACCAUCUGACAGUCGUCUCUCGCGGCGGUCGGAUCUGUUCGUAUAUUUGUGUUUGUGGACGCCGUUUCUUGGUUGUUCGUGAUGAAACCGACACUGAUAUUCGACCAGCGAGCUUAGCCGAUUGCAGAAGGCACAUUUUGGGAGUACAUGCGCGGAUUCCCCAGGAACUACUAACUUUGUGCUGCCAAGCGUCGCGGAUUUCAAAAGAAUCAGGCUAUCGGUUGUAUUCAGACAAUUCCUUGCUUGCAUUAGCCGAGCAGUACAAGUAUCGCUGCUCCCGUCCGUCCGUUUCCGGUGCUCGACAGUCAGAGGAAAGUUUAUCCCCAGUUCCACGAAAUUCUGAAGCUACUGGUUCCGAAGAGAGAUGGAAUAACUUUACCAAUAUCCGCGAGCCACGUUCACCUAUGUCCAGUGUGACUGCCUCUGUCAAGCCAGUUCCCGUGUUUAAUCACAACGCUCCUAGCCAAGUGGCUCUCCGUCAAACCAACUAUUCUGCCACGCGCUCACUCCCUCCUAUGCAUCGAGCUCCUAAACUAGGGCACGACGCAGAUUCUCCUGCGCAGUCGGACGACAGCCAUAAUGCCGUUAUAUUACGUGAUGCAAAUAAAACUCCUCAGACAAAAGCGUCUCCGGAUAACGGUGAAUUGAUUAAAUCGGAUACCCAGCUAGUUAAACCACCGCCGGAAGAUCACCACUGGGGCUUAGACUUGAAUGUCCCACGACGAGCCUUAACACCAGAUGAAGCUGUCUCUUGGCGAAAUAAACUGUCUUUACCCGAAACAUGGAUGCUGGAACGCAUUGUCCGAUUGGCCUACAGUCCAGAACUCUUAGACGAGCAACUGCAAAGUGCCUUGCCAAGUGAUGACAGUUUUGUGGAAACCCUGCAUGAACGGAUGCGUGUUUACAGUCGUCAUUCAGUCUACAUCAUCCGUCUCAGAACCUCGACCAAUCCAAAUCAACGGUUGUACGUUUGUUGUUCUUGCCUGACCACAUCUCAACAUGGGUUUGGUGAUGUGCGCAAACACAUUUUAGGUGUACAUGCUCAUGUUCCGGAGCGGUUCAAAUCCUUAGCAAUGAAUGCAAGUCGUCUGAGCAGGGACGACUACUCAGUAAACACAAGUCAAUUGUCCACACAAUCCGGUGCCACCAAGAAGAACGGGACCAAACCCACCACCACAGCCACUUCACCAAAUGACAGUGAACUGACUGUUGGAUCCCGUGUAUUACGCCGUCGACGCUGUUCCGUGGAGAGCAACGCCUCUUCUUCUCCCUAUUCAUUCCCAGCCUCACAGGACAUUCCCCGUAAACGUCAUCGGGGCAGUCUGGACAUGGAUUCAGAGCAAGCGUUUUCUCCGACCGCUGUGAUAUCUCACUCACCCCAUGACCCACCUUGCAUCGCCGUUCCUCUGAACGGACAUCCUUCUGCACCAGGGUCAAACUCAAUUCGUGCACCACAACGAGAAACUAACGAUGUAUCCCGUCCACCUAUCAUUCUAACUAUUCCUCGCCCAAAAGCGUUCAUUUCCGAAUCAGACUCUGGUCAGUCUUCACCAGCAGAUUCUCAAAAAAUAGAAGAGGGCUUGAGCACAACUGAGGCCGCCUCGGGGAUCUCCGUUUCCGGGUCUCGUAGUCGUCGGUCCAUGAUUCUGAAAUCGAAGAGACCUUGUCCGACUUCGACAUAG